This is a messenger RNA of Podospora pseudopauciseta, 1851 nucleotides long. RefSeq lists its product as uncharacterized. The record is from RefSeq and is a predicted model, not a curated record. The transcript has 4 exons. Bases 10 to 1851 code for a protein of 613 amino acids. Lineage: Eukaryota; Fungi; Ascomycota; Sordariomycetes; Sordariales; Podosporaceae. Gene Ontology annotation, biological process: transmembrane transport. Gene Ontology annotation, molecular function: transmembrane transporter activity. Gene Ontology annotation, cellular component: membrane.
CUCAAGAAAAUGCUACGCACAAUCUCAACGCUUUUCCUGGACCCCCCACCACCACUACCACCCGGCGUGGUGAUCAACACCAUCGAUAAUGUCCUUAUUCCACUGUCAGAGGCGCAUUUACACAGUCAUUCUUACCGGUCAAGACUCACUUCCACGGAUGACACCGUUGAGGAUACCCCAAAAGAUGAUGAUGAUAACAAUGAUGAUGAUGAUGACCUAGAGGGUGGUGGUGAUCGUGAUGAAGGAACAGGCAUGUUACUCCGACGAAGCAGCUCUUCUGGGGAACUACUGGGCAUGACGGCUGCUGAGAGGGAGUACACGAUUGGGAGCUUGAGACGUGAGGUCAGGGCUGGUGGUGGGAAAAGGACGGCAGCUGGGAGGGGGGAAUAUGAGAUGAAAUCUAGGCUGGUGAACAAAGCUAUACAGGACAUCGGGAUGGGGAGGUACAACUGGCAGUUGUUUGUGCUCUGUGGGUUUGGGUGGUUUGCUGACAAUUUAUGGAUGCAGGGGAUCGCCCUCACCCUCCCCUCCCUCUCUGCCGAGUUUGGUGUUUCUGAAGCCGACAUCCGGUACACCACCUCCUCCCUCUUCAUCGGCCUCUGCCUAGGCAGCUUCGUCUGGGGGAUUGGGUCCGACAUCAUCGGCCGCCGCAUCGCCUUCAACGCCACGCUUCUCAUCACCUCCCUCUUUGGCAUCGCCUCGGCCUGGGCACCGACCUGGCCGGCCGUCUGCUUGACGUAUGCGGCCCUCGGUUUCGGGGUAGGGGGUAACCUCCCUGUCGACGGCGCAUUAUUUCUCGAAUUCCUCCCCGACGCCUCAAGCUCGCUGUUGACCCUGCUGUCGGUCUGGUGGCCAAUAGGCCAGCUAUUCUCCUCGAUAGCCGCCUGGUUUUUUAUUGCUCACUGGCCUGUCGACGAGGGGUGGCGGUGCUUUGUUUUUAGCAUCGGGGUCAUCACCUUUGGCAUGUUUGUCACGAGAUUCUUCAUUUUCGACCUGUUGGAAUCACCCAAGUUUUUGCUCUCUCAGGGGAGACAAGAGGAGGCGGUGAAGGUGGUGCAUGGGAUUGCGUUUCGGAAUGGAAGGAAGACGUGGUUGACGGAGGAGCUUUUGGAUGUUGUUGCUGAUGACGGCCACCGCGGGUCAACCGGCCAUCUUCGCCAACCACGCCGGCUGUCAACGCUCGCGAUAGUCAGAUCCCACCUCCUCUCUACCUCCCGUCUCAAACCAUUGUUUGCAACCCGCCGCUUGGGCGCAACGACAUGCCUGAUCUGGCUCACCUGGGCGACGAUAGGAAUGGGAUACCCGUUGUUUAAUGCGUUUUUACCGCAGUAUCUAUCCCACUCUUCACCGGACUCAUCAUCAUCAUCAUCAUCAUCAUCAGUGUACACAUCCAUAAUCCUCUACUCCCUCACCGGCAUCCCGGGGUCUGUACUGGCUUACCACCUCGUUGACUCCCCUCUCCCGUUCCUCGGUGGACGGAAAGGGACACUGGCGACCUCAACGCUCGUGUCGGCAGUGGGUCUGUUCGCGUUUGUUCGGUGGGGGAGAAACGAGGUGUUAAGGGUGGUGUUUAGCUGCGUGGAGGCUUUUAGUCAGAAUAUCAUGUAUGGGGUGCUGUAUGCGUACACCCCGGAGAUAUUCCCCGCGCCGGUGAGGGGGUCGGCGGUGGGGGUGGCUAGUUUUUUGAAUAGGGUCAUGGGCUUGCUGGCGCCGGUUGUGGCGGCGAGGAUGGGGAGUGACGGAGAGAAAGGGAAUGACGGGCCGGUGAUGGUGGCGGGGGUUUUGAUACUGGCUGCUUUUGGGGCCGUGGUUGGGUUGAGGGUUGAGACUAGGGGUGGUCAGAGGCUGUGA